CCAGUAGCAAGAAUUCUCCUGUACAAAGAUGCUCUGCAGCAUGGCCAUGGGAUCGCUGAAGUUGGUUGGCUGUCUCUUGGCGAUUUCACUCGCCCUGCCUCCUACCCUGGCCACCUGCCCUUGGGUAUGUUUGUGCUCACACCACGACAGGGUGGUGGAUUGCUCAGGAAGAAACUUGACAACGCUGCCAGAAGGCAUACUGAAUAACGUCACAGCCCUGAACAUCUCGCACAACAGCUUCGAGAAUCUCGACGACAUGCUCACACAUUACGUCAACGUGAGGAUCCUCGACGUAUCUAGCAACCUGCUCAGUCACGUUCCGGCUAAGUUACCACGGGCUCUGUGGGAAAUCCAUGCCGCUAAUAACAUCAUCAAACGAAUUCAAAAAGAUGACACUGCCUCCCAGUGGAACCUUAAAACACUCGACGUAUCCAACAACAUGAUUGAAAGGGCCGUCCUAAUCAACAACACAUUGAUCAACCUCAAAUAUCUCAAUUUCAGUGGAAAUCGAUUCUGGAGUGUCCCAACUAACAUGCCGCACAAUCUGAGCACCUUGGACUUAUCAGGUAACAACUUGGUACAAAUCCUCCCUGGCACGUUUCGCCAAGCCAAACUUGCAGAAUUGUACCUCAACAACAAUAACUUCAAGUACAUUCCAAAUGAUGCCUUUAAGCAGCUCACUGCUUUGCAGUCAAUUACACUGUACAGUAAUCCUUGGGCGUGUAACCUGAACCAGAAUAUAUCGUAUUUGUUGACCUGGAUAAAGACGACAACAGCAACAGUGUAUGGAUGCCCGUGUGCCGCAGAAUACAUUUGUGAUCAGAACCGAGCUGCCAAUUCUGAUGCAAGUACUCCUAUGCCGUCAAGUCAAACUCCAUCAACAUUAUUUUACAGACGUCGACAGACCGAAAACCAUACAAGCACCUCUGCCGUACAGGUACAGAUGAGCUUCCUUGGAUUCUCAAUUAGAACCACAAAUAGCACGAUGAUUGAUACCACUACAGAUGCUCCCCCACUGGCCACACUGGACGUUACUGCUUCUGAGCCAACCAGUGACAGCGAUGUUUUAACUCAAGCCACCACAGAGCUCCCCAGCUCUAGUAGACCUCCAUCCAACCAAACCAGUGCAAUCACAUUAAACACAACCAUCCAGCCAAUUCAGAGCAUAAAUCUGAUCACGCCUGCGAUUUCAACAACAUUUGAGUCUGUUAACGACAACGCAACAUCUCUCAUCACUGAGCACAGUCACAUUACUGUGGCAAAACCAGCUGGAACCAUCAGGCCUACCAGCAGCAAGAAUCAAAAGACAACAGUCGUAAAAACUAUUUCUGUAUCUGCAGCAGCGCAUGUAUUUCGAGGAAGCACACUCUACCUUUUACUGCUUACCAUGCUAUCUUUACUGGCAAUUUACUAUCUCACCCAACAAGAGAAGUCAACAUCUUGACUGAAAAUGGCCCACAACGACAUCUGUCAGAUCAUAUAUUUU
Molecule: messenger RNA, 1486 nt
Organism: Callorhinchus milii (elephant shark)
Lineage: Eukaryota; Metazoa; Chordata; Chondrichthyes; Chimaeriformes; Callorhinchidae
Gene: omgb
Product: oligodendrocyte myelin glycoprotein b
Exons: 2
Coding region: 29-1444 (471 amino acids)
Biological process (GO): neuron projection regeneration
Molecular function (GO): protein binding
Source: RefSeq, a predicted model, not a curated record